AUGUCUAGUGGUGGUUCAUCUCCAUUUGUUGAUAAUCCAAAGUAUCUGAAUAGUCAACUUGUGAGAAGGACGACAGAGGAUGGUGAUACUGUCUUCAAUAACAGACAAACGAUAUCGAAUUUGCAGUAUCAAGUAGCUGCAUUAACCACUGAAAAGAGGUUGUUGCAACAGGAAAAAGAGAUUGAAAUAGGGCAAUAUGAAGAUGUGAUACUACAGAAGAACGAACAGUACAAUAAACUCAAGUUGAACUUUGAUUAUUUGUAUCAGGAAAAGAAAGAAUUGGAAUCCAAGAUAGAGAAUCAAAACCAAAUCCAAUCUAGAGAAGUCAAAUCAUUAAAUCAGAAGAUAGCUGAAUUGGUAGAAGAGGCUAACGUCAAUUUGAGGAAUUAUAAUGAAUUAGAAGCAGUCAAUGGUAGAUUGAAAAGGAAAUAUGAACAGGUCAGUUCUAAUUUAAACUUUCAAUUGAAUAGUAAUGAUCAUCUAACCAAAGAAUUGGAUCAAUUGAAAGGUACUAUACAAGAAUUACAUGCUUCUAAUGAUCAAUUAAUAGAUGAAUUGGAAAAUCAUACUCAAAGAGCAAAUGAUCCAAAUUUAAACUCCUUAGUUGAAAAUUUACAUAAUAAGAAUAUCAAUUUACAAAAUAUCAACAAUAAGUUACAAUCAAAAGUGGAUGAAUUAUUACAAAAGAAAACAUCAGCUGAAUUAUUGAAACAGAAAAAUAUCUCAUUAACUAAUAGAAUAUCUCUGUUAGAGUCUAUCGAAGUGAAGUAUUGUAAGUUGGAAAUUGAAAAAUUGGAAUUGGAAGCAAAGUUUAAUGAUUUCUUCACUGUUAUAGAACAAACCGUUAUUGAAACAUCUAAUCAGGAAUCAAACGAAGAAAAAGUAAAGAAAUUCAUUGGUUUAUUUAAAGAUGUUCAAAACAACAACUUAGUUCUUCGAAGUAAAUACGAUGAAGCAAAAGGUGAAAUAGAACAAAUACAAUUACAAUUGAAUCAUCUCCAAAACUCAAAUGAGACAAAUCUUUCAAAUGUAUCGUACUUAGAAGAAGAAUUACAAGUGCGUAAUGAGAUUAUAUCUAAACUUGAAAGAGAAAGAUUGUUGAAUGUGAAAGAAAUAGAAUUUUUAAGAAAUCUGUUGAAAAGACUUGAUGAAAUGAAUAGGAAAAAGUUACUGAAUGAAGAACAAAAAGUGCCAACAAAAGCAACAGAUGAAUAUUUGACCAAGUUGGAAUUACUAGUUGAUGAAUAUAAAACUGAAUUAGAACAACUUAGGAAAAAUCAACUGAAUUCAAUUGGAAAUAAACGUCCAAGAAAUAAUGACAACACAGAAGAAGUUUCCAUACCAAUCAAUUUCCUGUCCCAACUUUCGAAACUCGAGAAGGAGAAUUUCGAUUUAUCAACCAAAAUCAAGGACUUAGAAAGUUCUAAUUUUAAAUUACAACAAUUCAAUCAGAAUUUACAAACCAAGAAAGAAAAACAAAAUCAACUACAAAUACUUCAAUUAAGAUCUAAUUUGAUUGCUCAAGAUCAAGUUGUUAAAAAGCAAACUCUUGAUGCUUUGAGAAAUGAAAAUAAUGACCUUAUUAACAACUAUGUUAAGAACCUCCCUUCUGAUAGCGUAGUUCCAAAGUCCAUAUUUGAGAGACAAGAACAUGAUAAAUCUAUCCUUGAGGACAAAAUCUCCCAAUUGACUCGAAGAAACGAAAGACUCAAAGAUGUAUAUGCUAAAAAGAGCAAGGAUAUAUUAUCAACAAUUUCAAAAUACUUUGGAUAUGGUAUUGAAUUCUUACCAAAUCCUAUCAAUCCAAAUGAUUUAUCAUCUAGAAUAAAGUUAGUUUCAAAAUUCUUAAACAAUCCAGUAAACAUCGCUUCCAAUUACUUAAUUAUAGACGUGGAGACCAAGAAUUUGAAAGCUUAUGGAGAUUAUGACUUCAAAUUACUUUGUGAAGAAUUACUGUCCUCAUGGGUUAAGGAAAGAGAACAAAUACCAUGCUUUCUUAGUGCUUUGAAUUUAAGCUUGUACGAAUUUUCAAAAAAGCGCAGUUGA
This is a messenger RNA of Scheffersomyces coipomensis, 2046 nucleotides long. Its product is annotated as coiled-coil domain-containing protein. Bases 1 to 2046 code for a protein of 681 amino acids. The record is from RefSeq and is a predicted model, not a curated record. The transcript has a single exon. Gene Ontology annotation, biological process: attachment of mitotic spindle microtubules to kinetochore; mitotic spindle assembly checkpoint signaling. NCBI's taxonomy places the organism in Eukaryota, Fungi, Ascomycota, Pichiomycetes, Serinales, Debaryomycetaceae. Gene Ontology annotation, cellular component: nuclear envelope; mitotic spindle; kinetochore.